UAUUAUUUUGAUGCAAAGAGACUUGACUCCACAAGAUGUGUUACCCUUGAUAGUAGAAUACUUGAGAUCCAUUGGAUUGAAGAAAUCUGCAAAGCAAAUUGAUUCUUUGUACGAACAUGAUGAAACUCCAAUGACGAACAAGGAUUUAUAAAAAAUAAUAAAAUAUUAUGUUGAAGGACAUCCGUAAUUAGCAAUUGCAUAUUGAUUAGUAAGCUUGCUGCCAAAUUUGUUGCUGAGGCUGAGCAUGAAGAAUAAGAAGAACAAGAGGAGGAGGAAAGUGAUUAACCAAAGGAGGAGGCGAAGAACAACAAAUAAUCUGCAAAGCAAUUGUCAGAUAAGAGAACAUUCACUCAAAUGAGUAGUAUUGAGAUGUUAAAUAUAAGACAUACCAAUCACUGAGGAGGUUGGAGAGAAAAAGGAGAAGAAGAGGUUUUUCCAAAAAUGUGAUGAAACAGUGUUUGAGAAAAUGCCAGAACAUUUGAGAGACAACACUUUUGAGGCCAAAAAGAAGUUUGGAGAAGGGGAUCAAUAUGGUGAGUUUGGAAAUGAGAAGUUGAAGUUCACAAGGGGAGACAAUUUUAAGAAGGAGAAGGGAAAAUUAAAGAAUAGAUAAUUUUAAGGUAUGGGUAGCAUUAAUUUGAAUUCAAUAAACUCAAUUAAGUUAUGAAAAUUUAAAAUAUUUAAUAUUUGUUCAUUAUCAUCUUUAAAUU
Molecule: messenger RNA, 710 nt
Organism: Paramecium octaurelia
Lineage: Eukaryota; Ciliophora; Oligohymenophorea; Peniculida; Parameciidae
Source: the annotation of a GenBank genome assembly